AUGCUCGCAGAGUCCAACGGCAAUCCGUACGCCGGAGAUACUCCCAAGCUCCGAACUGCGUGUGAAAACUGCAGGCAGUCCAAGGUGAAAUGCAACCUUUCGGGCAAAAGUGUCUGUACGCGGUGCCUGCGCCACGGUCUACAGUGUCAAUACGGAUACGCCAAUCGGUCCGGGAAACCAAAGGGAAGCAAGAACCGGGCUACGCUGCGCAAGUUAGGGCAACUGCAAGAAGAAAAGCCCGCCAUGCGUGGCUUUCGCAAUAGUCGCCUGGUUGCCCCUGUGGCCGAUAUGGACUCGCUGGGGAAUAACUACGGUCAUAUUCCCGACCCGGCACUGGACGAAGAUGUCUGUUUGAUUUCAAACCAAGCCGGCUUCUGGGAAAGUCCUCGGAGCUUUGUCAAUACCGCGACUCUAGAAUCCUCCGUCUGCCCAGGCCAAUUGUCCGCAGUGGAAAGCUCAUCGUUCACUGAUCUCGUUGAUCCAUGCUCUUCUCUUCCCUCUGGUAUAGCGUAUCCACAUACACCAGUGACACCGACUUUCCUAUCCGGGGAAACACUACCAGAGGGACUAGCCAGUCCAUCACUAGCAGGCUCAGUGGCAUCACCGUAUCCACUGUCGCCAUGCGAGUGCAUAGACAUGCAGCUGUUUCACAUGAACCGACUAAACCAUUUGCUCGGAGAUUCUCUACCGCUGCGCCUCGAUCACAGCCUGCAGUCAAUCAAAUGCACGUUCCUGGCCUGCCAGAUGUUCCUACAAUGUAACAAGUGCGCAAAGGAUACCCCCAAUCUCCUCCUGACCAUCUCAGUCCUCAAUCUCACUCUCCAACUAUUCGAGUACUGGGUCUCGAGAGAAACCAAUCGCGCUGCACGGCCAGAGCACGGCGUAGACAUCCGCUACGGAUACUACGAGGUCUGCCACGAGGAAAACAGACAAAUCCGCAACUUCCUCAUCAGAGGUCUGCUGCUGCAGUGCAGGGAAGUCCUACUCGCCCUCAAGAAUAUUGCUAGUAUUGCAGAUGCCCAGAUUCCCAAGCUGGGUGACGAAGUGCCGGACUCUAAGGCUCCUGAGGACCAUGCACAGCAUUGGAUGCAAUCAGAUCAUAUUGGCUUGCUGCCGAGGCUGGAUGGGGAGCUUUCGAAUGGGAUACCCCGGAGCGAGGGACUUCUUUCCAUUAUCGCGGGCUAUGAGGCUACUGUCACGGCAUUCCUGCAGUCUACUUCUUGGGGAGAGUGUAUUUGCGGAUCACGGGGGAUGCAUGAUGAAUCUAUUUGA
Messenger RNA from Penicillium salamii, 1272 nucleotides. The record is from the annotation of a GenBank genome assembly. Lineage: Eukaryota; Fungi; Ascomycota; Eurotiomycetes; Eurotiales; Aspergillaceae.